AUUCCUUUGGCUUGAACAUUGUACAAACACAGGGAAAGAGCAAAGUGGAGUGCCGAUUUUUCCGGACCUGCUGGUGUUUGAUUUACGUUUCACAGAUUAUGUUUUGUUGCCUCGGAUGGUUGAACUCUUGACCAAUCUCAGGGAGCUAAAUACAAAGGGAGUCUCAUGGAAGACUAUGAGUCAUGUUUGGAAAAAGCUAGAAAAACUUUACAAGCUCCGAGUUACCAAAUCUUCAGAUGUGUUCACGGUGGACAGCUGUUCUUCCAUAGAUAUGAUGAAUUUGGAACUCCUUGACUUAUCUAGCAACACUCACAUGGAAUUUUUGCCGACAUUGUCAUCCGAAAGAAGCCUGAAGAUGCUUGUUCUUGAUGGUUGUUCCAGCUUGGAGAACGUUAUACUGGAAGGAGCUCCUCCACUGCUCGAAAGUUUCAGCUUUGAUGGUUAUGGGCCAGCAGAGAAUUGGAAUCAUUCCAUACAACUGCCAAAAAAGGAAUUGCGCCUGCAGUCUCCUAUAGCUCCCAUCGAAACCGUCCAGGUUACCAAGAUCUCCCUGCAUGGUUGUGGUCGAUUGCAGAACAUAUUUUUGCGUGCAUUGCCUAAUCUGGAGGAUCUGGAUCUCUCUGGUACAGCCAUUAAAACACUUGACCUCCUUGCAAUGGAUAUCCCGAAACUCAAGAAGUUGUUCCUGCUGGGUUGUCAGCAUCUCCGUAGCCUAAUCUGGCGUGCAUUACCUAAGUUGGAAGUGCUACGUAUAGACAUGCAGUGGAAGCAAAGAUCAAUGGUCUAUUGUGGAAUAGAGAGAUCUUUCAGCUUUCAUGCAUUUAUUGCUUUUACAGAUGGAAGGUUCACUUUCAGGUUCAUUGAGGGACUCUAUCACCGAAUAUCACAAUGUCUCUCAAUGGUGUACCUCCUUAUCUCUUGCAUGAGCCAUAGCCAAGCCAACAAUACCAAAAGUAUCAAGGAGAUUGGUCCUAGCCAAGAGGGUUUGGUUCCAACAAGUCUGAUUUUACCUUAUGAUAAUGUUGCUCUUACUAAAGAUGUUAUGUGCUCAUCUUUCCUGUGGAACCACCAACAGCUUCAAACUUUGGAUGUGCAUAUCGAGAUUGGUGAAGGAAGCUAUAAUAUAGAGAGUAUGCAGGACAAUUCAAAUUUCAAUUUAUUUGCGCGUCAUGUUCAAUCAUUGCAUGUCCAUGACAAUUCCUCAAUCACUGCUAUCCCUCCAGCAAAUGAAACAAACUGGGACAUGCUUGAAUGGUGUCAUGUUGUGAGGUGCCCCAAGCUACAAUAUGUGUUUUUUCGCCGAUAUGGACGAGAGAGCUUUGGACAUAUAAGAAUAAUUUCAGCUUCUGAUCUCCUGGUGGCUUAUUGCAUCUGGAGUAGAGGCACUAUUAUUCAGAAUAGUUGUUUCGCACGACUGCAACACAUAUACAUGUACAACUGCCCUAGGCUGGUGUACGUCCUCCCCAUUUCCUUCAGCUUGCCCAACUUAGAGACCCUCCAGAUCGCAUACUGCAGUAACCUCCGAGAUGUUUUUCCAUUGGACGACAAGUACCCUCCAGCAAUAUCAUCAGGUGUCACAUUCAAGAACCUAAAGCAAAUCAAGCUAUACCAUCUUCACAAUCUGGGGCAGAUAUGCGAAGUCAGAUUGACUGCGCCGGCGCUGCAGACGAUCGGCCUCCGGGAUUGCUGGGGUCUCAGGCGUCUGCCGGCCGUAGCACGUGAAGGUCCCAAGCCGGUGGUGGACUGCGAGAAGGACUGGUGGAACAAACUCGAGUGGGAUGGCUUGGAUGCCGGUCAUAACCCAUCGCUCUUCGAAACGCGCCACUCAGCCUACUACAGGAAGACCCUCCCGAUGGUCUCGUUUCUAAGGUGAUAUGUUGCGCUACUCUGGCAUGUGUUGCUUCGCGGUGCGAGGAGGUUGGGCUUACGUGAAGCUUCACUUUGUUGUUACAAGUCCUGAUCUCACAGAUCCGGGGUGUUCCCAACUGCGUAGGUGUGUCCGCAAAGUGUGUCUGUGUUCGAGUUUUCGGUCCGUGCUGCACUGCUACUACUACUUGUACUCGCAGCCUCGCGGGUGAAUAAAAGUUGUGUUUUCGCCACGAUACAUGACCUUGGUCCUUGGUAUGCUUGGAUUGGUGUGUGAUGUUCUGCUACUUGGAGUCCUAGCUUUCAUGCUUGGUGCGAUGUUCACUAGCCUAACGGGUUUGUGUUGGUUUGAAGUCUGUUUGUAAUAAGAGGGUGUGCCGUGUCCAGAUACUCCACUUGUGUCCACAAGAGAGUGUGGUUUUGUGAUUGAUGAACCGUUAAUUCAGCCUGUGUUUGGUUGAUGAACAACAAACAUUGUAUGAUUGUGAUCAUUAUCGGAAAAUUGUACUAUUGUGAUGAA
Lolium perenne is the source of this 2386-nucleotide messenger RNA. RefSeq lists its product as uncharacterized. The record is from RefSeq and is a predicted model, not a curated record. NCBI's taxonomy places the organism in Eukaryota, Viridiplantae, Streptophyta, Magnoliopsida, Poales, Poaceae.